UCCAAAGACUGCCUGGGUCAUGGCGGUAUAUGAGGACGACGCUGGUGAAGAACAGAGGUGGAAGAGGACCAUCACGAGUGGAGGAGCCAGUGAAUAUCGCAUCAACGACCGGGUAGUUACGGCUCAGCAAUACAACGAUGCUCUGGAAACCGAAAGAGCUCGAGGAACAGACAGACAUUGUGCAAAAGGUCCAGAAAGAUAUUGGGAGCGUGAAAAAGGCACAGGAUCUGUUUGAAAAAGAUAUCAAGGAUCAACUGAAGAAGCAAGGCCGAGACAUUAGCGACGACGACCGCAAAGAAUACAACACACUCCGAGCCCAAGUCUUGGCCCGAACCGGCUCCAACCAAGCAAAAUUGGAGAACCUUGAGCGACAGAGGAAGGCGGAUGAGGUCACUGUCAGUAGUCUCAAGGGCAAAGUUGACAGCAUCUCAGGGACCAUUGAGAAAAUGGAAGCAGAGUUGACUAGCAUCGGCGAGAGGCGAAGCGCUGCCGAUUCUGCAACCAAGGACAUUACCAAUGACAUCGCCGCCAAGAAGAAAGAGUUUAACCAGCUGCAAUCUGAGCGAGUUCGAACUAACCAAAAAAGAACCGAGCUCGAAGAGAAGCUGGAGGACGUCGCAAGGAAGCUCAGAGAGGCCGACGAUGGUCGCCGUCAGAAUGAUCGAGAGGUACGCAUGAAGGAAAUGGUGACGACUUUGAAGCGUAUAUUCCCUGGAGUUCGCGGUCGCAUCGGAAACUUGUGCACACCGAAGCAGAAGAAGUUCGACGAGGCCGUUAUUGUUGCCUUGGGAAGAGACUUUGACUCGGUAGUGGUCGAUACGGAAAAAACCGGUGUGGACUGUGUUCAGUAUUUGAAAGAACAGAGAUUUCCUCCCAUGACCUUUAUUCCGCUGGACAACAUCAAGGUCAAUGCUGUCAACACCGCAAUCAAGGGCUUCCCCGGUGCGAGACUCACCAUCGACACCAUCAACUUUGAUGCAUCGGUUGAGAGGGCCAUGUCAUACGCAUGCGGCAGCUCUGUGGUUUGUGAUACCCUUGACAUUGCUAAGCACAUUUGCUAUGACAAGAAAAUCCCCGUCAAGGCUGUUACGGUGGAGGGAUACAUCAUCCAUAAGGCCGGCUUGAUGACAGGCGGUCGUGGUCCCGAACCUAAGGGUGGAAAGCGCAAGUUUGAAGAAGCCGAUGUCCAGAAUCUCCAGCGUAUGGCAGCCAAGUUGAAGAGCGAGAUCGAUCGCCUUCCCAAGGCGGAUCGCCGGGGAACCCAGGAGGAAUCUCUCCACAUCGAGCUCAAUGGACUUGAACGGCAGCUGGUGGCGACUAGGGACGAGCUGGCAGCCUUGAACAAGAACUGGACAAGCAAGAAGCGCGAACUGGACAGUCAAAAGAAGCAGCUCCAAGAACUUCAGCCCAAAUACGAGCAGCAAUUAUCGCAACUGAACCGUACAAAGGAGACGGUCCAGGAGUUUAAGGACGCUAUUGCUCGCGUGGAAGACGAGAUCUUUGAUGGGUUCUGCAGGAAACUUGGAUACAGCGACAUUCGCGCGUACGAUGCUUCUCAGGGCAAACUAGAGCAAGAGAUUUCCGAGAAGCGCAACCAAUACGAGGUUCAGAGGCAGAGACUGGAAAGUCGGCUCAAGUGGGAAAUCACGCGCCACAGUGACACGGAAGCACGUAUCAAGAGGAUACAAGAUCACAUCCGACGUCUCAAGCAAGAUAUGAGGACAUACAACAAAGAAAAGGCCGAGAUCGAAGAGUCGAUGCGCGAUGAUCAGGACGAGCUGGAAGCUCUUGGAGAGACCUUGGAAGAAAUGAAGGCGGAGCAGUUGGAAAAGAACCAAAAGGUCAACGAGGCUCGAGCCGAGCUACAGAAACACAGCAAGGACAUUGAGGCCUGCCAGCGAGAGAUUAACGCCCUAGAAACCACUGUGCAGAAGAACAGCGCAGGCAAAUCCGCACUCCUGCGAAGAUGCAGGCUCGAACAGAUCCAGAUUCCGUUAGCCGGAGGUGCUCUCGACAACCUGCCGACAGAAGAUGACUUACUGCGACAAGAUCCAGACGCCAUGGACGUCGAUGGUGGAGAGGAUGAUAUGAUGGAUAUUGCUCUUGAUGAUCAUGGCAUCGAAAUCGAUUUCGACGGUCUCGAGGAGGACUUGAAAGAGUCUGGUGAACCCAGUGUCGAAGACACCUUGACGGAGAAGAUUUCAUCCCUAACAGCAGAGCUGGAGAAGCUGAAUCCCAACAUGAGAGCCAUGGAACGACUAGAAAGUGUCGAGACGAGACUCAAACAGACGGAUCAAGAAUACGAAGACUCGAAAUCAACGGCCCACAAGGCGAAGGAAGCCUUCAACAGCGUCAAGCAGAAAAGAUACGAGCUGUUCAACAAGGCCUUUACUCACAUCCAGGAGCAGAUAUCCAAUGUCUACAAGGAUCUCACGCGAUCAGAUGCUUACCCGCUGGGUGGUCAGGCCUACCUGGACAUUGAAGAGGACACAGACAUGCCCUAUUUGUCAGGUAUCAAAUACCAUGCCAUGCCGCCGCUCAAGAGAUUCCGAGACAUGGAGCAUCUGUCUGGUGGUGAAAAGACCAUGGCAGCGCUGGCGCUCCUCUUCGCCAUCCACAGCUACCAGCCAAGUCCUUUCUUCGUUUUGGACGAAGUUGACGCUGCGUUGGACAAUGCCAAUGUGGACAAGAUCAAGAAGUAUAUCCGGGAACACGCGGGCCCUGGCAUGCAGUUCAUCGUCAUCAGUUUGAAGGCCGGCCUAUUCCAAGACAGCGAGAGUCUUGUCGGCGUAUAUCGUGACCAGGAGGUGAACAGCUCCCGGACGCUAACAUUGGAUCUGAGGAAAUAUGCCUAAGACCAGGCUCCCGGUAUUCCUUGUUUAUGUAUCAAUAUUAACGACUGGAGAGGCUGUAAGUAGAGAGCAGGGCUGGCUGGAUAGGAAAAUGCAGGGAACCAAUGAGCGGCGUCGUCGCCUCGACUA
This is a messenger RNA of Trichoderma harzianum CBS 226.95, 2981 nucleotides long. RefSeq lists its product as hypothetical. NCBI's taxonomy places the organism in Eukaryota, Fungi, Ascomycota, Sordariomycetes, Hypocreales, Hypocreaceae. The transcript is spliced from 3 exons. The record is from RefSeq and is a predicted model, not a curated record. The coding region runs from base 138 to 2855 and encodes 905 amino acids. Gene Ontology annotation, molecular function: DNA binding; protein binding; ATP binding. Gene Ontology annotation, biological process: sister chromatid cohesion. Gene Ontology annotation, cellular component: chromosome; cohesin complex; nucleus.